GGCCCAUAGAUCCAUCACGACUCCAAAUUGAUCCAAAUCCCUUACACACGCUAAAAGAUCGGGCUUUUCUGUUUGGAAGGCAGGAGGAUGGGAGGCGACGGUGGAGGUGUGCAAGACAGGCCAACCAUGACCUUCAGCUGCUUGACCCUUCACCCUGGACGCUCCUACAACUCCCUGACCGACAUCACCGACAAGUACAACAUCGGGCAGCAGCUGCGAGCGAAGGAGUUCUGUGAGAUAUGCCUGGCCAAGGAGAGAGCCACGGACAAACUCUUCACCUGUAAGAAGUUCCGGAAAAGAGAUGGCCGCAGAGUGAGGAGGGCAGCGAAGAACGAGAUCGGCAUCCUGAAGAUGUUGAAGCACCCUAAUGUCCUGCAGCUCAUCGAUACGUUUCAGACCCGGGACGAGUAUUUCAUCAUCCAGGAACUAGCCACCGGGGGUGACCUCUUCGACUGGAUCCUGGAGCAGGGCUCCUACACGGAGAGGCACGCCAGUGACGUUAUCCGGCAGCUCCUGGAGAUCGUGUCAUACCUACACGGAUUACGGAUUGUUCACAGGAACAUCAAGCUGGAGAAUGUGAUGUAUCACAGCACCAAGAACCCGUCGAAGGUUGUGAUCGGUGACUUCCACCUCGCCUGCUUCGAGAGCAGCUCUCUCACUGACCCGUGUGGGACCCCGGAGUACCUGGCUCCAGAGGUGGUGGCGCGUCAGCGGUACGGACGUCCCGUGGACUGCUGGGCAGUGGGCGUCAUCAUGUACAUCCUGCUGUCCGGGAACCCUCCCUUUUAUGACGAUUUGGACGACGAGGAGCACGACCGGGCGAUAUUCCGCAAGAUCCUGGACGGAGACUUCGACUUUGAUGCGCCGUACUGGGAGGACAUUUCGGCAGCCGCCAAGGAACUGGUGUGCCAGCUGAUGGAGGUGGACCAGGAGGUGAGGAUCACUGCCACUCAGGCCCUGGACCACAACUGGAUCGCUGGGAACGCAGCUCUGGAGAAGAACCUGCAGCUCGGCGUCUGCACCCAAAUUAAGAAAAACUUCGCCAAAGCCAAGUGGAAGAAGGCAAUCCGUGCCACCACGAUGAUGCACCGUCUUCGAACUGCAGAGCAGAACCACCCGUCUGGCAGAGACUCUCCCCACCGGGACCCAGAGCAGGUCGACCAAGGGGUGCAGGGGACUCUGCAGACUCCCUCGCCCCCACCCUCACUGCAAGAACAGGGAGAUCCCACACAGAGGGCAGACACUCAAGCAGAAAGGACGGUGCAAGGCGACUGAGCACCUG
Messenger RNA from Hypanus sabinus (Atlantic stingray), 1282 nucleotides. RefSeq names its product caM kinase-like vesicle-associated protein. Gene Ontology annotation, cellular component: intracellular anatomical structure. Gene Ontology annotation, molecular function: calmodulin binding; calcium/calmodulin-dependent protein kinase activity; ATP binding. The record is from RefSeq and is a predicted model, not a curated record. Lineage: Eukaryota; Metazoa; Chordata; Chondrichthyes; Myliobatiformes; Dasyatidae. The transcript is spliced from 11 exons. Gene Ontology annotation, biological process: peptidyl-serine phosphorylation. The coding region runs from base 88 to 1275 and encodes 395 amino acids.